This is a messenger RNA of Nematolebias whitei (Rio pearlfish), 1716 nucleotides long. It is a transcript of the gene dennd11, whose product is annotated as DENN domain containing 11. Gene Ontology annotation, cellular component: cytoplasm. NCBI's taxonomy places the organism in Eukaryota, Metazoa, Chordata, Actinopteri, Cyprinodontiformes, Rivulidae. Bases 186 to 1652 code for a protein of 488 amino acids. The record is from RefSeq and is a predicted model, not a curated record. The transcript has 9 exons.
GAAAGACAAGAGGAGGAAAAGCAGCCCGUCCGUGGAUGUGACACGCUUACAGAUCCGUGGAAAACACCCCUGCCAGCAGCAGGAAACCAUGAUCCGGUUCCAGCGGCGUCUUUAACCCGCUCCAAACGAACCGUGCGCGGGGAGCUUACCUUGUUCACCUGUCCGUCCGUACGUCCUGCAGCGCCAUGGUGGAGCAGUCGGAUCGAGCCCCGCUGCUGGACUGGGAGGAGAUCCCACCGCCCGACCCGAAUCAGGCGGCCCAGCCACCGCCACCGGAGGAGCAAGGCAGCACCGAGGCGGAGAAAAGUUCUCAGCCGGCCGGGAGGCAUCAUUUACCGCCAGCCACGGCCGUCUCCACCGCCGUCACCUACAGCCCGACGCGGAACGUAACAGCUGUCGUUGUGAGCCGGGACAGAAGCCUCCAGCCGGCACGAGUCUCCGGGUUCGGGGUUGACCGGAACCUGCCGUUCCCCUGCGUCCCACCGAGGGAUCAGUGGGAGGAAAAGGACCAGAUAGUGGCUGUGUUUGUGGUUACGUUCGAUACGAGGUCAGGAAAUAUGAUAGAGUGGUGUCUGCCUCAUGACAUCAACCUUGAUGGAGUUGAAUUCAAGUCAAUGGCCAGCGGCUCCCAUCGGAUCACCAGUGACUUUAUAUAUUUCCGUAAAGACAAUUACUUCGGGCUGGCCUGUUUUGCCAACAUGCCUGUUGAGAGCGAGCUGGAGCGAGGAGCGAGGAUGAAGUCUGUGGGAAUUCUGUCUCCUUCCUACACUUUGCUUUACCGCUACAUGCACUUCCUGGAGAAUCAAGUCAGACAUCAGCUGCAGAAUCCAGGCCAGUAUUCUCCUCUAGAGGCCUUUUAUGAGGAUAAGAAGGCUGUUCUCCCCCCAAUGGGAAAUGGUGUGGUCACGUCGUGCCCCAUGUGGAGCGUUGCCUCCAUAAACCGCUGCAUGCAUCCAGAAAUGAAGAUCACCCAUCCAGCUGGCUGCAUGUCUCAGUUCAUCCAGUUUUUUGGGGAGCAGAUAAUGGUGCUGUGGAAGUUUGUGCUGCUUCGGAAACGCCUCCUGAUCUUCUCUCCUCCACCUAUAGGUGUGGUGUGCUACAGGGUGUAUUGCUGUUGCUGCCUGGCUAAUGUUUCCAUACCAGGAAUCGGAGUGUCUGUACCUGAACUACGGCCUUUUUUCUACAUCAACAUAGCCGACAUCAGCGCCCUGGAAACAGAGCUGUCGUACGUGGCCUGCACGACAGAGAAAAUCUUUGAGGAAAAGAAGAGGCUGUACGACGUCUACAUCGACAACCAGAACGUGAAGACUCACAGAAGCCACCUGCAGCAGCUGCUCAGACUGAACGCAGCAGAUAAGGAGAAGUACAGGAAGCUGAGUGAACAGAGGCAAAUGCUGCUGUACUCUCAGGAGGUGGAUGAAGACUGCACAUCAAAUGAAGAGGAUCUUUUCAUUCUGUUCUUCAUGGAGCUGAAUAAUCGCAUCUUUCAGACCCUGUCGGAGGUGGCGGGGAGCGCUGAUCCCACCCUCACCGCUGAUCAUGUGAGGGCCAUGGGGUUGGAUCCCCAGGGUGACCGCUCCUUCCUGCUCGACCUGCUGGAUGUGUACGGCAUCGAUGUUGCACUUGUCAUAGACAACCUCUGCUGCUCCUGAGCCCACUGAACCUCUGGGACACGUGGACGCCAGUGGAUUAUUUGUACAUGUGAGGCUUAAAAAC